Messenger RNA from Haliotis rubra (blacklip abalone), 959 nucleotides. RefSeq lists its product as uncharacterized. The coding region runs from base 44 to 466 and encodes 140 amino acids. The record is from RefSeq and is a predicted model, not a curated record. The transcript is spliced from 4 exons. Lineage: Eukaryota; Metazoa; Mollusca; Gastropoda; Lepetellida; Haliotidae.
UUAUCAGCAAACUGACUCACUUGGUCUGCCGUCAGUGUUCAAAAUGGCCGCGAAUAUUCUGUUGCCCUUAUGGAUAUUACUUAGCUGUGUAAUAGGUGCACUAGCUGAAACUUGCUACGGGGCGUACGAGUCAAUCACCUGUAUUUUCGGAUGUUGUGAGGACACAUUAUAUGUUUACUGUUGUUUGAGUAACGGAGCCGGCAUUGGUAUCAUCUGUGCAUGUCUGGCAGUUGUCCUGAGUUGCAUAGGAGCAUGCUGUCGACAAGCUCACAGAAGAAAUAACCUGAACCAGGCUACUGUGAUACAUAACACUCAGGCCGCUUCCGUUGCAGUGGUUACAAAUGCCGCAAAUCAGGGCGCCUACGGUAACCAACAGAUGUCACAAUACCCUCCCCCCGCCUACCCGGGACCCCCAACAACCCCACCCUACCCGGUUGCCCCUGCAGCCUAUCCCCCAAAGUACUGACACAUCGCGGAGGAGUGGUACAAUAUGCACAGAAUGUAUUAUUUGACAUACGUAUUAAAUGUUUCGUAAGAAUGGACGGAUUAAUAUUCAUCAUACAGCUUGUUUAUAUAUUUGUGGAUAUCAGAUCUAUCUGUUUGACAAGUACAUAACGUAAAAUGUAAUGCGCAACGGAUAUUAAAUAUUUUGUUGAACGAAUGGACGGAUUCAUAUUGUAUUUAUCAUACAGCAUGUUUAUAACUUUAUGGAUCUGAGAGCUAUCUGAUUGACAAGUAUAUAACACAUCCAGUGUGAUACGCAAAAUAUAUUAAAUAUUUUGUUGAAAAAAUUGAUGGAGUCGUAAUCAUCGUGUAACUGCACACUGAAAUGCUUUCCAUACGUGUAAUCGUUUAAUUAUGAAUUUAUGAUAAACGUUGCUUGGUAGGAUCUAAUAAUGUCUAAACACAGGGUUUGGUUGUUUUAGUGGAGGACUUUUCACAAUAAAAUGCAUUUUUAU